Molecule: messenger RNA, 945 nt
Organism: Oncorhynchus keta (chum salmon)
Lineage: Eukaryota; Metazoa; Chordata; Actinopteri; Salmoniformes; Salmonidae
Product: trypsinogen-like protein 3
Exons: 5
Coding region: 463-909 (148 amino acids)
Biological process (GO): proteolysis
Molecular function (GO): serine-type endopeptidase activity
Source: RefSeq, a predicted model, not a curated record
AAGCACAGGUGCAGCCCAGGCAGUCAACUCCCAGAGAUCUAAAGGCUAGAGACACAGAUACACAGGUAUAAAAGAACCACAGACUAAACCCAGAGUCUAAUACAGAGACCAAGACAUGAUGAAGCUGCUACUGCUGGCCUUGGCUUUGGGGUGUGCAGCGGCUGUUCCAGUGGAGGAGAAUGGAGCGUUGUUGCAGGAAGUUUGCCAACCCCACUCCAGACCCUGGCAGGUCUACCUGUGGAACACUAAGGGGGGCUGGUAUGGGGAGGAAAGGUGUAGUGGUGCCCUCAUCAACGAGUGGUGGGUGCUUACUGCCUGGAACUGCUUUGUCGAACCUGGCCACACUAUGGUUUCUCUGGGGAGCAUGAUGUGACAGUGGAGGAAGGGACAGAGCAACACCUCCGGGUGGCCAGAUAUGUGCAGCACGGGCCAUACGCACGAGGCCCCUCUCAUAGCCUGGCAAUGGUGAAGCUGGCAGAGCCUGCCCGGUUCACUCAGCAUGUCAUGCCCGUAGCCCUACCCACACGCUGCACUCAGCUCCACGAGAAGUGUCUGGUCAGCGGCUGGGGCUCCACCGUAUCGGGACAGGACGAGCCCAAUCUAAUCCUGAAGUGUGAAACACAGCGGGUCAUUGAUGACAAGAUGUGCCAGACAGCCUUUCCCCUUUAUUGGAUUGAAAAUGCAUUCUGUGCUAAAACCAUCAUCUCAACAGACAACUGCCUGUCUGACCAGGGCAGUACUGUGGUGUGUGGGGGUGAGCUUCAGGGGUUGUUCUGGUCCAGUUCUUCUGACGUUGGUUUGUACACCCACCUGUGCCUGUACCUUGACUGGAUCAGUAACAUCGUGAACACCCCUGAUCCUACACCUGAACCUGCGUGGACCACCCCAGCAGCAGCUACAACAUGGUGAUUGAAAAUAAAAACAAUAAAGUGAUAUGUACUGAAA